UGAGUGUCGCGUGAGCAACACUGGAAGUCCUGGUUCCUGGGUUCUCAUAAUCGUCAACCCGGAAGUCGAAUGCCGGUUGGAUAUGCCAUAUGAUGACCCCAUGUGGUGGAUAAAGUAUCGAAACAUUACCUACAAAAGAUUUUAUUUGCGGCAUAUCGCGGUCAAGCAAUCGAACGCUGACGGUGCUUCCGUCGGUAAACCGAAAGGCAUGGUAAUCGGAGUGGAUCUGCUACAGAUCUACCCGAUCGAGCACGCUGUUGUGUACGGAAACAGCGACUUUCUGCGACAGGAAACGCAAGACAAGCUCCGAGCAACGUUGGGCGACCGACGGUUGGAUUGCGUGCUGUUGGACAUGGCACCGAACGCAACCGGAUUCCGUGCGUUGGACCAGGAGAAUAUAACCACCCUCUGCUACUCGGUUCUUCGGUUUGCCUUGUUAAUGUCCUCGCCCAAGGCGUCGCUACUAAUGAAAAUCUGGGACAACGGGGAUGUUCCCAAGCUGGAAAAGAGCAUCAACGAGUACUACGAUUCCGUGAAACGCGUGAAACCUCGCGCCAGCCGGGACGAUUCUUCGGAGAAUUUUAUUCUGGCUCGUGGCUUUCGAGGAAUCGAGCGCUAAAUGGCGACCGAAUUUGGGUAGUUUUUUUAGCUAACAAUUAAAACUAGUCAAAUAUCAUGCACAACUCUUAGGGAAUUGCGUAUUAAUUUUUCUUAUGCAAGUGACCCAAACAAUCUCGCGAAGCUCAUAAAUCUUCGUUUUCUUAGAUAUCAAAGUUACGAACGGUUUGAUGGAAUGGACUUGUCGGGUUUAGUCCAACUAGAAAAACUAUACCUCAAUUGCAUUGGUAAUGUAAAAAUUCCCAAUACGAUCAGAACCGACGUCAACUUUAUUACGCGGUCGGCGGCCGAAGCCAUCCCGCCGCUUCUUGUUUCUCUUGCGAGGUUUAUAAUUAUUUUCAUCCUACCUACGGGCCCCUUGGAGUAUGAUAUCAGUCCACUAAGAAUAGCGCCCGUGCGCUAGGUUAGACAGUGUGUGCGUGUGCCGAGUCUCUCCGGUGAGAGCGACUGCAUCCGUACGUUGCGCGCGCGUUUCGUCCUUUACCGAGAUUAUUAUUUAUAUAGAGCUUGUAAGAGCGCAGCGCCCGUGCGCUUCGCUCGCUGCCUUUGCUCGUUUCGCAAACGUGUGGCCUUGGUAGUCGGCACGAUGGCUCUGGCGACGACAGAACUGAUUAAGAACUGACUAAGUAUGGAGAAAGCUUCAAAGCGCGCUAUUUUCUGAACAUUAUCUUCAUAGGCUUGCUCCGUCUUGCGCUUUUCUUCCUCUUCAUCGGUCGAUCUCCCGAUCUAUUUUGACGAUAGGUUUCUUGUUUACUGGUACUGGACUUAAAAAAGGUUUUAAUGCUAAUGAGUUGUUCAGGUUUAUAGAUAAACAUAUGAAGCUUUCUGAUCGUAUUGGGAAUUUUUACAUUACCAAUGCAAUCGAGGUAUAGUUUUUCUAGUUGGACUAAAUCCGACAAGUCCAAUCCAUCAAACCGUUCGUAAGCGGCGCCUCCGGAUAAACAUAAAGAUUGUUAGGAGUAGUAUUAAUAAAAUCAAACCCAACCUCAAGUUCCUCAAGGUUAUAGAUCUGCGACACGAAAGUUUUGGUUUUUGUUAAAUACACUUACUGUACUUGACUGGCGGGUUCGGUAUGCCGUCUGGUUCCGGAGACUUAUGUUGCUGCAGUUUGCUGGCGAUGGCGCUAUCACCCCUGCUAUGAUGUUUGCCAGAAGAUGGUGCUCUUUGGCGCUCAUAGUAAUCAGCUUCUCCUAUAGUCCUACGUCCAUCAGCUUCUCCUGGAGAACCUGUAGUUCGAUUUUUUCCUCCUCCUUUUCCUCAGGGUCAAGGAACGCACUGUCGCUUUCACUGUCCUCCUCUCCACUCUAGCCUUGCUGCGUGCCUUGCGACCGCGUUCGGACCAUUUUUUAUUUGGCCCAGUGAAGGUUACGGGAUCGCUUGCACCGAAUUGCCGGAGAA
Anopheles darlingi is the source of this 2016-nucleotide messenger RNA. Its product is annotated as rRNA methyltransferase 2, mitochondrial-like. Gene Ontology annotation, molecular function: rRNA (uridine-2'-O-ribose)-methyltransferase activity. Bases 83 to 619 code for a protein of 178 amino acids. The record is from RefSeq and is a predicted model, not a curated record. NCBI's taxonomy places the organism in Eukaryota, Metazoa, Arthropoda, Insecta, Diptera, Culicidae. Gene Ontology annotation, cellular component: mitochondrion. The transcript has a single exon. Gene Ontology annotation, biological process: RNA methylation.